AUGAAAGCCCAAAUGAAUAAUUCAUUUGCAGAUGCAUUAGGCUGUAGCACAGAUGCAACUGAAGAGGAAGAAGAUUACUUAGUUUAUGAUGGAGAUGUAGGAAUAGGCUGUAAAUACAACAAUAACUCAGAGAAUUUGAAUGCCUGUAGUUGUACAAAAGAUAUUUCUGGUAUUUUAAACUUAGCCUGUUCUGAAGAUAACAAAAACAAAAAAGCAGCAGCCAAUUAUGAAACUCCUCUACAGCCUGAAGAAUUCUCCAGUCAUCAGAGAGGCACCAGAGGAACAACUGCAGUUCCAAUUGAAAUGCCUGGAAGCGAAGCUUCCUUUCAGCAGGAAUUACCUGUUGGCAGUGCCAGUAAAGCAGGCAGCAGAGAACAUGGAACUACCUCCAAGAUGUCCACGGUCCUCCUGCGCCAUUUUGCCAGGGGAGAAUUGCUAAGCACAUGCCCCUUAAUUGAAUGUGAGACAAUACCGGAGGUGUCCUUUACUGAAAGUAUCGAUGACACCGGGAGCAAACCUGAGCCUUCAGAGCACAGCAGAGGCUCUUUAGUGUAUGAACAAUGGGCAGCCAGCUCCGAGGAGUAUCCCUUAGAAAAGCACAAAGAAGUACAGGCUCAUGACAAAAAUGGAAACUCAUUAAAUGGAAAUAGAUCUGUUUUGAAGAAAUCUGUUUUUUCUUCUGGUCAAUGUGGGUGCAGACAAGAAUUUUCACCAGUGAUUAAUGAGGCUGGAGAUACACACACCUUUCAAAACAUGAAAGAUGAGAGAGGCCUGUUUAAGAGAACAGUUUCACCUUGUGAGCUCAAAUAUGGCCAAGGGCAAGCUCACUAUUGCCUUCCUGACUUCUCUGAAGUUGCUUCAGAAGUUCAAGUACCAAAAAAACUUGACAAUAUUACCUCCAUUCCUUCAACUGCAAGAGAAAAACCCUUUCCUAUUUUGCAAAGUAAAUCAGUACCUGUGAACAACAUUUUGGAAAAUGAGAAUUACUUCAAUUCUGCUGAAGUAGAGAACCAAGAAGAAAAGAGUAUUUCAGAACUGCUGCAACAGCUACAGAUACUUCCUCAGUCAGACUUUGCAAAUGCCAACAUUGCCAUUUCCUCAGGACACACUGGGACACCACCUGAUGUCAUCACAUUACGUGCUCCUGUCCCUGUACAACCUACACAUGGUUUGCUUAAAGCAAGACUGCAGCCUGGAACAGCAGCAUCAGCACUACCAGCAGCUGGGAGAGUAAAAGCACAGUGUCUGAAUCCUUCUGAUUCACUGCCAGAACUAACACUAGGAGAAAAGAUGUCUCAAAUCCUAAAGGAUCAGACAGAGCAACUGACUAAGAAAGUGGAAGACUUCUCUAAACAUAUGAUCCAGGAAACACUCUUUUUACAAGACAAAUAUCUGGCAUUAAAUCAACUGAAAACAUACCUUGAUGCCUUGGAAAGAAAUUAUUUAAAAGCUAGAGAAGAGCACCACAACUUACACCUGCAGAACUACAAGGACAAGCCUAUCAACCUUGGAGAGUUUGAUCCUGAGAGAAGGGUGGAAGGAGGAAUAUUCAGACUUGGCAUGCUGCUUGAAGACAUUCAGGAACAAAUGGAAGGCAGCAAAGGCAGCCUGUCAUCGUUACUGACUUCCUAUGAAUCUGCCCAGUCUUUCUGUGAGAGCCUCACAGUUUCAAGCACUGCUGAUCUCCCACAAACAAGAGGUACUGAAACUCCAACUUUUCACAAGAAGCAUGAAGGAGAAAGAAGUCAGACAACUGAUGUAAUCCCACCAGCAAAUCAACUUUCUUUAGAAGGCAAAAAGUGCAAUCUUUGUCUGCACAUAAAUACAAAUAUCCAGGAAGAAAAAACUGGGACGUGUCCACUCUUCAUGCAGAGAAAACCAACUGAUUUAUCAGAUACCAACCUGAGCAGUGAUUCAGAAGACUUCUCAGCCUGUGAUUCUUAUAAUGACUCACAAAGCAAGGACCUUGGCAACUGUGACACUCUAAGUUACAAAUCAUUAAAUGUGAGAUUUUGUGGAGAGAAACAAGGACUUAGAUGCAGAUGCCCCAGGGGAAGCAGAGAUCAAGUAAAACUCAGGAAUUAUAAAGAGUCUGUUCAGUCUUGUACCCUGUGUAGAAGAAGCUCUGGUUCAUCCUCUUAUUCACAGAAGAGAAUCUCCACUCAAAAGGCUCAAAAACCCAGUCAGCCAGAUGAAGUUGUAACCAGACUUCAUGAAAGGAAAUCCUUUGUGGCUGCCAAAACCUGCUGCUCAAGCAUAUAUGAUAAAAUUGUCCUUUCACAGCAAUACACACCCAGUAAGAAAUCUGUCCAAAGAAAAUCUGCAAUCAACAUCAGAGACAGAAAUGCCAGUGAUUCCUAUGCAAAUGUUUUAAGUUCUACUCUGGAUCAUGCCAUAGAGACAGCAAACAGUUUGAAGGAAGCUACAGAGCGAAUGGUACAAGCAGUUUCAGAAGAUCUAGCUAAAGUUAAGAGAAAACAGUUUUAAUUAUCUAGUUCAAAUGCAAUAUUGUUCUGCUGGUUCAUACUGGAAGCAUUAGUAUCUCUGCAAAAAUCAAAUUAACACAAACAUGAAAAAGUCAGCUAGCUUAGUUAGCUGUUCUGUACCUAUUGGUACUAAACCAAACCAGAGCACAAAGGUAUUCCAUGUUUACACUCAGUCUUACAACUGUAAAACAAAUUAUUAAUUCUACUGAAUUAGGCUGGCUAAUCCAUUACUGUGUACAGAUACCUUCUGUAAGUACUCACUUAAGACAGCUUCAUAAAAAUUGGCAUAAACAAGCAAUAUUAACUGACUUGGAU
This is a messenger RNA of Melozone crissalis (California towhee), 2801 nucleotides long. RefSeq names its product AKNA domain containing 1 (gene AKNAD1). The record is from RefSeq and is a predicted model, not a curated record. Lineage: Eukaryota; Metazoa; Chordata; Aves; Passeriformes; Passerellidae. The transcript has 13 exons. Bases 1 to 2487 code for a protein of 828 amino acids.